Messenger RNA from Oryzias latipes (Japanese medaka), 3592 nucleotides. The record is from RefSeq and is a predicted model, not a curated record. Lineage: Eukaryota; Metazoa; Chordata; Actinopteri; Beloniformes; Adrianichthyidae.
CUCUCCCCCCCUGGAGGUUGGAUUUGAGGAUAUUCGCUGAUGGAGGACCUCUGCCGUGAGGUCGUUCUGACCUCAAAGGGGUCUUUCGGAUGGAUCCCAUGAAAUUCUCAGAGGGAUUUCUGUAAUCUGAUGUAGACAGAGAGCAGAGCCUCAUCAAGUAGGGCAGUGUGUGCUGACUUUGUGUACUGUAGCCACAUUUAGUAGUGUGGGAUGCCCGGCUAGCAUCAUGGAUCCUCAGCAGCCUGUUUUUAGCCUGAUGAAGCGCUUCUGUCCCUGUCUGAGCCUGCUGCCACUACCAAGUCAGGACUGGAGUAAGAGUGAUGAGAGGCUCCUGCAGGCCGUGGAGCAGAACGAACCCGACAAGGUCUCGGCCCUCAUCGUCAAGAAAGGCCUCUGUCCCACCAAGCUGGAUGCCGAGGGGAAGUCAGCGUUUCACCUGAGUGUAUCCAGAGGCCGGCUCGACUGCCUGGAGGUCAUCAUGUCCCACGGAGCAGACAUCAGUCUUCCUGAUGGGGCUGGCCUGAGUGGACUUCACCUCGCAGCCAAAAACGGCCAACCUGAGUGUUUGAAGAGACUCUUACAGGAAAGGUUGUCUGUGGAUUGCACUGACAGCACUGGCAGAACUCCUCUCCAUCAUGCAGCGGUCAGCGGUUGCCUCGGCUGCUCUGAGAUCCUUUGGGACUUUAAAGCCAAUCUGGAUGUUCAAGACAGUGAUGGAGCCACGCCGCUGAUCCUAGCAGCCCAAAUGAGCAGACUGGAUCUGUGCGUCUUCCUGUUGGGUCGAGGUGCUGAUGUCAACAUGCAGGACAGUCAGGGAAGAUCGGCCUUGAUGAUGGCGUGUGAGAGUGACAGCAUUGAGACGGUUGAGGCGUUGUUGAGGGGCGGGGCCAACACACAGCUGGUUGACUCUCUUGGACACAAAGCUGUUGACUACAGCAUCACAACAGGCAACCAAAGCAUCAUUCUCACGCUGCAGAAUGGGGCACCUGCAGGCAAUGGAGACGAGGAGGUAACGUUGAGAAGCUGCGUUUUUCAGCUCUGUGAUCCUGCUCUCGCCUUCACGCAGCUCACCCCAAUCCCCUCGGCUGCCUCAUCGGUGCAGGGGGGCACCGCCCCUCGCAAACGGAAAGCUCCCCCGCCGCCCCGCUCACCGCUCCAGGUGGAGGACGAAGAGGUGUUUGAGGAAAUCCGCCGGCUGCGUCUGGAGAGAGGCCGUCUGCUUCAGAAGAUCAAAGCCUUGGAGCAGCAGCAGCAGAGCGCCCUCUCCGCCUUGGAGGAGCUGUCCCAGCUGAAGCAGCGUCUAGAGGAGGCGGAGUCAGAGAGGGACAGGCUGCUGGAGGAGCUGAAGGGGGGGCAUGUGAUUGGAGCAAGUGACUCUGAGGACAUGGAUGAAAUGUUUGACUUCCCCGAAAAGCUUCUCUCCAAGCGCUCCAGAGCCUCGCUGGCUGAGGAUGACGCAGACCCGGAAACCGUCACUGAGCUCCGCAGACGAAUCGAGGAGCUCACGUCCCAGAACUCUGAACUUGUGCUUAAAGUGCAGUUUUUUCCAUUCUUCCUACAGAUGUUGGAGAUGUUUGAGAAAGAUGACACGGACAUGCAGGCACCCAGCACUGACUCUGUCCCCUUAGCUCAGUAUGAGACCCUCAGGAAGGAGUAUGAAGCCCUCCAGGAGCGCCUCUCUCAGGAACAGGCUUCCGAUGGCGACUCCACCGCAGCGGAGGAGCAGGACAACCAGAAGCCCCAGACGGCGGGUGCAGAUCCAGAGAGCCUGAAGGCCCUGAAGGAGAAGCUCCGCAGGAUGGAGGAGCAGUUAGCCUCUUCUCAGUCUGAGCUGGAGGAGCUGAAGGAGCAGAUGCGUCUCGGGGUACUUUCCGUGGAGUGUGGGGAGGGGGAUGCUGCAGCAACAGUUGCUCAAGCUGCAAAUCCGGAGCAGAGCCAGGAGGCGCAGCAGCUGAGGGCCAGGGUGACCGAGUUGGAGGAGGAGCUCGCGAAGCAAAAGGGCGAGGCUGAGGGUCAGAGCCAAGAGGACGGUGACAUAAUCAAACAGCUGAACGAGAAAGUGAAGGCACUGCAGGCUGCACUGGAUCAGAAGGAGUCGGACGAGGACUCCAGCAGAAAGGCAGAGGAGACGGCCAAGUCUCUUCAAGACAAAGUUGUUGAGCUGGAGGCGGCCCUGGCAGAGAGUAGGACAUCAGAGGCAACAGAUGGAGAUCAGGCCCGCCGCCUUCAGGACCGUGUGACCGAACUAGAGGGGGAGCUGAGAGAGCGUGUCCCGCGCUCGGAGCUGCAGGAGGUGCAGGUGACUCUGAGGAUCCAGUGUGAGCAACUCGCCAGGGAGAGAGCAGAUGUGGCUAGAAGGCUCAACGAUGCCCUCCUAGAACUGGAGAGGCUCCGCCCUCCUCUACAUCGAGAUGGUGACGAUGAAGAAGAGGAAGACCAUUCUGAGCCCUCUGUCAUGUCAGAGCACUCCAGUCGCACCGUAGCAGCUAUGAGGGAGGAGCUGGAGGUGGCCCGGCAGGAGGCCGCGCAGGCUCUGGAGUGUCUGUGUGCAGAGCGCGAGGGUCGGGCGCAGGAUGCCCUGCAGCGGGGAGAUGCUGUGCCUCUGGCGAAGCACAAAGACGCGCUAUCUGCAGUGUCAGAGCAGCUAGCUCAGACCCUGCAGGAGCUUCAGGAGGAAAAAAGUCUGAGGGCCAGUGCUGAGGAGAAGGCCGCCAGACUGGAGGCCAGACUGCAGGAGGACGCUGUUCCCAAAGAGGAGCAUGACAAAAUCAAGGCAGAGCUUGAGCGCACCCUACAGGCCAGCGAGAGCAGUGCAGCUGCAGCUCGGGAGGCUCUGGAUGAGAAAGAGAUGGAGCUGAGAGAACUGAGGUCUCAGAGGGCUGCAGAACAGGGUCUGAUCUCCAAGGGGGACCACGAGGCCCUGCGGCUCUCCCUGCAAGCGGAGAUCAACGCCAUCUCUGCUCGCUUUAAUGACCUCACUCGGAAACACGAGAAGACGUGCACUGAGGUGUUCCAGGUCCAGAGGGAGGCCCUCUUCCACAAAAGUGAGCGACAGGCGGCCGAGUCGCAGCUGGCGGCGGUGCGGCAGCAGCUCUCUGAACUCCAGGCCCAGUCCAGUCACAUCCAGGAGCUCCACAGAGACAUCCAGGAGUCCCAGGGCCUUGUCAAGGAGAAGGACCGCAAGGUGGGCGACCGUGGAUCCAGGAGGGUCAGAGGGCAGGAGGAUCAACUCAUUUUGUCUUUGCAGAUUACAGAGCUGUCCAAAGAGGUGUUCCGCCUGAAGGAGGCGCUUGGGGCUCUUUCGCCUCCUCUCGGUAUCACCUCCACCUCUUCCUCCUCAUCCGCCCAUCAUGGUAACCCUGGGCAACAAAUGGCGCUGCAGAACAGAAUUGCUAUACUCACCCAACAGCUCCAGGAUUGGGAAAGAAAGCACAAACAGGUGGUUGCUGUGUAUCGCUCCCAUUUACUGUCAGCUGUGCAGGGUCACAUGGACGAAGAGGUGCAGCGUCUUCUCUAUCAGAUCCUGAGGAUGUCACAGCAGGGACCAUGAAGUCUUUCUCCUCCUGCAGCUUCUGCAUUUUAACCUUCAAGG